ACCACCAGUCUGGCAACGCCACUCAAAACCUACGAUGUCAUGGAUACUAGGGAGGUUAGAGAAACUUCGCAAGAAACAAGAGAAACCGCAGAGUGAACAGCUUCAGGAACAGCAGCAGCAACAGCAGCAGGAGCAGCAACCGUGGGAGUCGCCGCACCGCCCAGGCGAGUUUAGCCUGACCAGCUUCGACUACUCGCGAGAGGACAUGGCGGACAGGAUUCUGGAGACGAUGCAGAGACUCAGAUUUCGAGGGGUGUCGGGACCAAUAUCCUUCGACUGCCCUGACCGAGUUGGCGUGACGGCCUUUUACCAGAUCCAAGGAUCUGAGGCGCCUGGUGAUGAUAAGUAG
Molecule: messenger RNA, 349 nt
Organism: Macrobrachium nipponense
Lineage: Eukaryota; Metazoa; Arthropoda; Malacostraca; Decapoda; Palaemonidae
Exons: 4
Coding region: 35-349 (104 amino acids)
Source: RefSeq, a predicted model, not a curated record